GCCUGUUCUGUGCUGUACUGUUCUAUGUUCUAUGUUCUAUGUUCGCAUGCAACAAGAUCUGGACAAUAUCCAGGCUUGGGCUGACAAGUGGCAAGUGACAUUUGCGCUAUACAAAUACCAGGCUAUGACCAUCACCAAUAAAAGACAAUCUAUCCACCAUCCCUUGACAUUCAAUGGUGUUACCAUCACUGAAUCCCCCGCUAUCAACAUCCUGGGGGUUACCAUUGACCAGAAACUCAACUGAACUCACCACAUUAACACAGUGGCUACAAGAGCAGGCCAGAAUCUAGGAAUACUGUGGCUAGUAACUCACCUCUUGACUCCUCACAGCCUGUCUACCAUCUACAAGGCAUGAGUCAAGAGUGUGAUAGAAUACUCGCCAUUUGCCUGGACGAGUGCAGCUUCAACAACACUCGCGAAGCUUGACACCAUGCAGGACAAAGCAGCCCCUUUGAUUGGCACGAUAUCCACAAGUAUCCACUCCCUCCACCAGCGACGCUCAGUAGCAGCAGUGUGUAUUAUCUACAAGAUACACUGCAGAAAUUCACCAAAGAUCCUCAGACAGCACCUUCCAAACCCACGACCACUUCCAUCUGGAAGGACAAGGGCAUCAGACAUAUGGGAACACCACCACCUCCAGGUUCCCCUCCAAGUCACUCACCAUCCUGACUUGGAAAUAUAUUACCGUUCCUUCACUGUCACUGGGGCAGAAUCCUGGAAUUCCCUCCCUAAUAGCACUGUGGGUCAACCCACAGGAGGAGGACUGCAGUGGUUCAAGAAGGCAGUUCAUCACCACCUUCUCAAGGACAACUAGGAAUGGGCAAGAAAUGCUGGCCAGCCAGUGAUGCCCACACCCCACAAAUGAAUAGAAAUAAAAAUUGUGCAUUGUUCUCAGGCUUAUUACACCUUGCCACAUUGCCUCCUCCUAACCAUCCUGGAGCUCACUGCUUUUAAACAAAUUUCAUUCGCCCCAGCCUCUGUUCAUGUUUCUAUAUGCUUGCUCCGUCUGUAGUUACAUAUAGUGGUGGUAAAGGCUUGAAUUUUCUUUUCGUCACAUUGCUGACCAGGAGUUUCUCUUCUUCUUACCGUCUACCAUUUGAGGACUGGCAAAUUAAUACUUAAACUGUUUGAUCAUGUUGUGAACAAACUUUCCUUUUGGGCAUCCUGUCCAGGAAUGAGAUUUGAACUAGGCGUUCUAACUCAUUGGCAGGGAUGGUAUCACUACAAAGACGUCCUGGGAAACUGCACUUGUAAAUUUCUUAGGUUUCUGAGCCCAGCUGAUCACAACAAAACCAAAAGCUUGGCAGUACACUGAUGCAUAACUGCAAUUAUCAUUGGAUACAAAUGUCCUGGAGAGAUGUCCACCAAAUUAUUUAUAUCUUGAGGUCUGCUACCUAUGAGCACCACAGCAAGCAGCCUAUUGUGGACAGUUCCUAUGGAGCACAUUAAUAUUUAAAAGCAAAGUACUGUGGAUGCAGGAUACCUGAAAUAAAAUUAAAUGCUUGAGAAACUGACCAGAUCUGACAGCAUUUCUGUAGCGAGAAACACAGUUAACAUUUCAGAUCAAAUGUCAUGGAGUAAUAGAGUCAUACAACAUAAAAACAGAGCCUUCGGUCCAAUUUGUCUGUGUUGGCCAGGUUUCCCAAAUUAAACUAGUCUUAUUUGCCUGUGUUUGGUCCAUAUCCAUCUAAAUCUUUCCUAUUCAUGUACUAUUCAAAUGUAUUUAAAUGUGGUAAUUGUACCCACCUCUUCCACUUCCUCUGGCAGUUCAUUAAAUAUACGCUCCGCCAUCUGUGCGAAGAAGUUGCCCCACAGUUCCCUUUCAAUCUUUCCCCUCUGAUCUUAAACCUGUGUCCUCUAGUUUUGGACUCCCCAUACCCUGGGGAAAAAACAUUGGAUAUUCACCUUAUCUAUGUCUCUCACGAUUUCAUAAACCUCUAUAAGGUCACCUCUCAGCCUACUACACUGCUGGGGAAGAAAAGUCCCAGCCUGUCCAGCCUCACCUUACAACGCAAAUAUUCAAGGCCUGGUAACAUUCCUGUAAAUCUUUUCUGCACCCUUUCCAAUUUAAUAACAUCCUUUGAAACUAAACAGUAUCAUUUUUCCAGGUCCCUUCAAUUCCAAAGAAGUCACAUUGGAAUCAAAACACUGAAUCUACUUCUGUUUCCACCAAUGCUGCCAGAAUUGCUGGUUUUCUCCAAUAAUUUCCAUUUUUUAUUGCAUUCGUAUUUGCAUUUUUUUAAUAGUUGGGCUUCUUUGAAAGUAACGGAGGAGAAAUUUUUGAUUAAUUUUCAAUUUGUUGAAUCUGGGCCAACCUAACACUUUCUCAUGAGUCUUUUAACAAUAGAAUCUCUCACUGCAUCAAGCGGCUGGUCCAUCUUGGUAUUGGGCACCUGGCGCUGCAGAUUACCCUCACGGCCAGUAGUGGGAGACAUACUCUCCUCUGGCUGUCAUCAACCAUAGGAAAAAGGGCGGAGCGAGGAGUUUAACGGCACUGACCCGGAAAUAAUCGUAUUCUCAGGUGAGAAGUGCUUUGGGACUAUGAGAGUUCACCUGAGUGUAGUUCCUUGCAGUAAUGCGUGGUAGAUUAAUGUUUAAUUCCUGGGGACUCCAGAACAAUCCUAGAAGGUGGCAUUACUUCUCUCUGCCUCCCAUACUAAAGGUAUUGGUGAUAACUAUUUUUCUCUUGCCUUUGACUAAUUUGAAAGUGAAGUCCACUUCCAAGAAAGAGCCAGGAUUGAAUUACGAUUUUCUUUGAAGAAUCCAUACGUGGUAGUUUUUGUUUUAAAGAUGAAAGAGUGGUGGAUCCAGGUUGCACUUCUUGCUGCACCACUUAUUGCAGUCUACCUUCACCUUCCUCCCCCGAGUCUCUCUCCGUCUCUUUAUUCGUGGCGAAUGGCUGGAGCCUACUUUACUUACAAAGACCACCGCAUAUUUUACAGAGAUUCUCUGGGUGCUGUUGGCAGUUCCGACAUAGUGAUCCUUUUGCAUGGUUUCCCAACAUCAAGCUAUGAUUGGCACAAGAUCUGGGAAGGCUUAACUCUGAGGUUUAAUCGAGUUAUCACAUUAGAUUUUCUUGGCUUUGGAUUUAGUGAUAAACCUAGGCUGCACAGAUACUCCUUCUUUGAGCAGGCAGACAUUGUCCAGGGGCUACUAGUGGAAUUGGGCCUUUCUCAACAGAAGAUCAACAUCCUAGCCCAUGAUUAUGGAGAUACUGUUGCACUGGAGCUGCUGUACAGGUUUGAACACGGUAAACCUGGACAUCUGAUGAUUAAUAGCCUGUGCUUGUCCAAUGGAGGAAUAUUCCCAGAGACAAACCACCCAAGAUUUAUACAGAAGCUGCUCAAGGACAGUGGGUGCUUUUCACCCAUCUUUACCAGACUUAUGAACUACUACUUGUUUACAAAAGGAAGCUGCCUGAAGGGGUAUAUGCUUUGGGCUUUUUCCAGGAUCAGUGCAGUGUUUGGACCCCACACGCAGCCAACGAACGCAGAAUACUGGGAUAUAUGGACCAUGGUCCGGGUCAAUGAUGGGAACCUGGUGAUGGACAGUAUUUUGCAGUUUAUUAAUCAAAGAUGGAAGUACAGAGAUCGAUGGGUAAAAGCCCUGACUUCGACUUCUGUUCCAUUGCAUUUAAUCUAUGGACCAUUGGAUUGUGUGAACCCUCACCCUGAGUUUCUGGAUCUUUAUCAGAAGUUGGUACCGAAGUCAACAGUGUCAGUUCUUGAUGACCAUAUCAACCAUUACCCUCAACUUGAGGAUCCUUUGGGCUUUGAACAAGCCUACAUUAACUUCAUCAACUCCUUCUGAAUUGGCAAAUACGGCAUUGGAUCUUGACCACUCUGGACUAGUUAAAUGGUCAUCGGCUGCUUCUGCAUUGAGAAUUGUGGUAACAAAUAAUGUUUAAUUUAGACUGAAAUAAAAAAGUUACAAUAUUGGAGACCUGGUAUAAAGCCCAGAAACCUUGGAAAGGCACAGGACAUUGCUUCUGAAAGAGAAUGAGUGCAUUAAUGCUUUGCAUGUAACGCACAGUCAAAAGACAACUGUGCCCAAGAUGUUAAACCUUUCAGAUGUAGGACAACUGGCUGUGCAUUUCUAUCUUUAACAUUUUAUCUUUUAUUUUGUUACUGAAUGUUUCACUGUGUUAAUGUGAAAUAAUUCAUUGGAGAUUACUGCAUGUAACACCCAUCAGUUGGGCACAUCCAUCCAAUUGUAAAUAGCUCCUUAUGAAAAUAAUUCAUGGAGCAAGAACAGAACAGGGAUGUUUCAGGAUGAUUCAUUUUUUGGUCUCUGUUUGGAUGAGACACAACAAACUUCAUCCAUUUAGUGAGUUUUUAAAGUUAACUACCUCUUUGCAAUCCAUUUCUUUGGUAUUCUUUACUAAAACACAAAGGAUAAUCUGACAGAGGUCUUCAAAGUUAUGAAGGAACUUGUUAAUGGCAGACAAAGAAAAUGUUUUCCAUGUGGUGGGGAUAGGAGAGAAAGGGAAUACAAGUCUAUAAGUUAGUCACUAGUAAAUCCAGUUGGGAAUUUAGAAAAAUGUAUUUAUCCAGGAGUGUUAAAAUAAGGAACUUGUUACCAUAUGCAGCAGUUCAGAGGAAUAGCAUAUCACCUUCAAGGGAAAGUUAAGCAGAUGAAAUAGGAUGGGAUUUUACUAAUUGGGAACAAAAACAUUAGUACAGACCAAAUGAACAAAAUAGGAAUGUUUUGAAUUAGUAUUAGUCCUUUGCAAAACCAUUCAACUAUAUCACUGUUCAGCCUGAUAUUAAUUUGGUUACCUUUAACACCUGUAGGCCUGGCAAGCUUUGAAAUAGUACAGUUUUGUGGAACAGGAGUACAGAAUGGGAAUUUGGGUGUAGCAGUUAGCAUUUUCAUUAGUUUCAUAUACUGAGAACCAAUUUGUAUAAUUUUCAAGUUUUAUUUACUUUCCAUCAGUUACAGUUUACUUGUUAGUUAAUACUUGAAGUUCAUAAAGUAAAUUUGUGAGCUGUGUUGUAUUCUGCAAGGGGCUGAAAUGUUUAAAUUAAAUUAUGGCAGGCUGCACAGACCAGGCUUGCAUUUCUUUUCAGUAGAUGAUUGAGAUAAUCUGUUUGAGUUCGGCGCAAGGUGAUGUAGCCUUAAAAUUAACAGCUAGGUCAUUCAGGGGUGAUGCCAGGAAGCAAUUCUUUAUACAAAGGAUGAGGAACAUCUGUUAAAAUGUUAAUUGAUUUUUUUUGUUAGGCUAGAGUUCUGGAACCAAAGUAAGUAAAUCGUUAUGAUACAGAAUGAUCUAAUUGAAUGGUAGAACAAGCUCAACUGGUUAAAUAGUCCAUUCCCUAUUCCUAUAUAUAAAUUCAACACAAUGCAGACUCAUUCAUCAGUGAAACCUCUGAUCUGAAUUGUCAUUCCACUGGUAGCAGAAAGUUGAUUUGUCAGUUGAAUAUGUCUGCACAGUUCUGUAGCACACAACAAUCCAAUCUUUCAUGCAAAAAUAAAAUUCCCUUGAUUAACUGUAACUAAUGCCAAGCUAUUGUGUACCAACUGGUACAAACAGGCAUAUAGUCACUAUUCUUAUGUCUGUUGAGAAACAACAAUUGGAAUUAAAAGGUAGUGAAUUCUCAAAAUGCAAUAUUGAUUAGCUAUUGAACUGGAAACAUAGUUUAACAAUUCAGGUGGGAUCCUGUAUUUCAGAUGUUAUGUUGCACAUUUAUAAAACGAUCUGUAGAAUGCACUAGCUCUUACUUGAUGAAUCCCUUACAUGAUUGCUGCAAAGUAUUUUGAUUGACUUUUUUUGAAAUGUCGCUGUCAAAAAUGGUUAGUUAAAUCCAUAGAAAAUUCUACAAAAUCAAAGUUCAGGACUUUCAUUUGGCUACUGUAUACAGGAAACACUUACUACUUGGCAAUUUCUUCCAAAAAUCUCAUCUAAUGCAUGCCACUUAUUUCCUCUCUAAUCAUUUGUCAAAAUUCACUCAGACAAAGCUUUCUUACAAGCUCUAAAUGUAUCAUCUACACACAUUUCCCUACUUAGUUUUCAUUGCUGAAAGAAAGAGUUUAAGACUCCUUACAUUUGUGCAAUCACUCCAUUUUUCUUAGAUACAAGCAACGUAUCAUCUAAAUUACCUUCUCUUCCACUUUCCUUCCUUGUGAUAGCAUUCUAAAGUAUGGAUCUCAACUCUUCAUUCAGGUUAAAGGAGAGGAAAAUAGAGCAUGCAUUUUGAUAUAAAGUUUAAGAUCUGUUAAGCUUUACAGUAAACUUAGGUCAGAAUUUGUUGGAAGAUUUUGUUGUUUGUUGCUAGUUAUAUUUUCCCUGACAACUGAUUGCAACAGCAGUGCUGCUGCCUGGAUGGAACUGCUACUGAGAGCAGCUACACUGCAAGAAUAUCGAAGUUGAACAAAAGAUGUUUCUGAUGAAUGUUUCAUCUAACCCAUAAAUGAAACUGAUUUUUAAAAGGUGGAUUUCAUACAAAAUGCAUAUACAAAGAUCAUUAAUUAAUCUUUAUUU
Molecule: messenger RNA, 6481 nt
Organism: Stegostoma tigrinum
Lineage: Eukaryota; Metazoa; Chordata; Chondrichthyes; Orectolobiformes; Stegostomatidae
Gene: mest
Product: mesoderm specific transcript
Exons: 13
Coding region: 2791-3810 (339 amino acids)
Biological process (GO): regulation of lipid storage
Cellular component (GO): endoplasmic reticulum
Molecular function (GO): catalytic activity
Source: RefSeq, a predicted model, not a curated record